Messenger RNA from Tripterygium wilfordii, 1685 nucleotides. RefSeq names its product tubulin beta chain-like. Gene Ontology annotation, cellular component: microtubule; cytoplasm. The transcript has 3 exons. NCBI's taxonomy places the organism in Eukaryota, Viridiplantae, Streptophyta, Magnoliopsida, Celastrales, Celastraceae. Gene Ontology annotation, molecular function: structural constituent of cytoskeleton; GTPase activity; GTP binding. The record is from RefSeq and is a predicted model, not a curated record. Gene Ontology annotation, biological process: microtubule cytoskeleton organization; mitotic cell cycle. Bases 72 to 1406 code for a protein of 444 amino acids.
UCACUCUCUCUCCUCUCUAUCCCUCUAAAACAAUUAAAAGUUUCAGAUAAAACUACUCUUCUGAUCCAAAAAUGAGAGAAAUUCUCCAUGUUCAAGCAGGCCAAUGUGGAAACCAGAUUGGAGGAAAGUUUUGGGAGGUUGUGUGUGAUGAACAUGGCAUUGAUGCAACCGGAAAUUAUGUUGGGAACUCUCGUGUGCAGCUUGAGAGAGUUAAUGUUUACUACAAUGAAGCAAGCGGUGGCCGGUACGUGCCUAGAGCCAUCUUGAUGGACUUGGAGCCAGGUACCAUGGACAGUCUGCGUGCCGGUCCUUAUGGAAAGAUCUUCAGACCUGAUAAUUUUGUUUUCGGCCAAAAUGGUGCUGGAAACAACUGGGCUAAGGGCCAUUACACUGAAGGAGCUGAAUUGAUCGAUUCGGUCCUCGAUGUUGUCCGUAAAGAGGCUGAGAAUUGUGACUGCUUACAAGGAUUCCAGAUUUGUCAUUCACUGGGAGGUGGAACUGGAUCUGGAAUGGGGACUCUACUGAUAUCCAAGAUCAGGGAAGAGUACCCGGAUCGAAUGAUGCUGACAUUCUCAGUCUUUCCCUCACCAAAAGUGUCUGAUACUGUUGUUGAACCUUACAAUGCCACCCUUUCUGUACACCAGCUAGUCGAAAAUGCAGAUGAGUGUAUGGUCCUUGACAAUGAAGCUCUCUACGAUAUCUGCUUCCGAACGCUCAAGCUCACCAAUCCAAGCUUUGGUGAUUUGAACCAUUUGAUCUCAACAACAAUGAGUGGAGUGACAUGCUGCCUUCGCUUUCCCGGGCAACUAAACUCGGAUCUCAGAAAACUAGCAGUGAAUUUGAUACCAUUUCCGCGGCUUCACUUUUUCAUGGUUGGGUUUGCACCCUUAACAUCCCGUGGAUCACAGCAGUACCGCGCCCUCACCAUCCCUGAACUCACACAACAAAUGUGGGAUGCCAAGAACAUGAUGUGUGCAGCUGAUCCGCGCCACGGGCGAUACUUGACAGCAUCGGCUCUAUUCCGCGGAAAAAUGAGUACUAAAGAGGUAGAUGAGCAGAUGAUCAAUAUACAAAACAAGAACUCCUCAUAUUUUGUUGAAUGGAUUCCCAACAAUGUCAAGUCAAGUGUCUGUGACAUUCCUCCAACUGGGUUAUCCAUGUCUUCUACAUUCAUGGGGAAUUCUACUUCGAUCCAAGAAAUGUUUAGGCGCGUGUCGGAGCAAUUCACUGUCAUGUUUAGGAGAAAGGCUUUCUUGCAUUGGUACACUGGUGAAGGCAUGGAUGAAAUGGAGUUUACUGAGGCAGAGAGUAACAUGAAUGAUUUGGUAUCAGAAUAUCAGCAAUAUCAAGAUGCAGUUGCAGCAGAUGAAGAGGAGUACGACGAGGAGGAGGAGGCGGAGAUGUGAAUCAAUUUAUAGUUGGUUACUGCUAUGAACAAAGAAGAUGAUGUUGGUUUGUUAUGAUUUAUGUUUGUGCUUGGAUCAAAUAAGGGGGUUCUGUUCCAUGUUUUCUGGAGUUUGUAUGUAUGUAAUAUGCAUGUAACAUUCAAUUGGUGAGUAUUGUUUGCAAUUGUAAGCUAGUUUUGUUCUUGCAAGUAACGUAAAUUUGGCUGGCUUGCUUUAUUUGACAAAUAUGAUAUUUUGUUCUUAAGACCAAUAAAUCUAGUCCAGAUACAAUUUUCAGCU